Bombyx mandarina (wild silkworm) is the source of this 2343-nucleotide messenger RNA. Its product is annotated as ankyrin repeat domain-containing protein 13B. The record is from RefSeq and is a predicted model, not a curated record. Gene Ontology annotation, cellular component: cytoplasm. Gene Ontology annotation, molecular function: protein binding. Lineage: Eukaryota; Metazoa; Arthropoda; Insecta; Lepidoptera; Bombycidae.
GGCGUGAAUUUAAUUAGUAAUAAAUUGUUUUCGUGAUAUAAAGUUCUAUUUAAGGGACCUAGGUUAAUCUGGGAUUAAUUUUCCUCUGCUAUGUUUUUACUUUAACUCGGUGUAUAGUGUGAAUAGUUUUAAAUUUCUACAAUGGUUUUAACUGUAGAUGAAGUGAGUAGGCGCUAUCCAAUACACUGGUUGGUUUGGAACAACCAGCACGAUGAGCUGAAGACGAAUCUGGAAAAUAAAAAGUAUACAGAAGAAGAACUAGAAUUGAAGGACCCGCGCGGUCGAACCCCUCUGUUGCUGGCUGUCACUCUGGGGCACACAGAGUCCGCCCAGGCUUUAAUAGACGCCGGUGCCGACGUCAACUGUGAGAAAGACGGAUGGACAGCCGUCCAAGAAGCCACUUCGUCAGGAAACGCUGCGCUUUUAUCCCUGGUGCUAUCUCGGAGGGACUACCAGCGCCACGUGCUACGCUCCUGUGGUAUCCCAGAGCUCUUGAGGAAGCUGAGUCUGGCACCCGAUUUUUAUGUUGAGAUGAAAUGGGAAUUCACUAGUUGGGUGCCUUUAGUAUCAAGAAUGUGUCCGUUCGACACAUAUAAAGUGUACAAACGCGGAGCCAAUGUUCGCGUGGAUACGACACUCAUAGGCUUCGAGAACAAUCACUGGCAGAGGGGAGAUCGAACUUACAUAUUCAGAGGUCAAGGUCGGUCGGCCAGCCUGGUGGAGUUGGACCACGAGGCUGGCACGGCGUGGUGCGAGCGCGUGGAGCCGGCGGCGCCCGGGGCGGAGUGCCCGGCGCCGUCGGCCCGCGCGCUACAGCAGCGCCUCGCAGCGCCCAUCUCCAUCAACUACCUCGACACGGACAAGAUCAGCUUCGAGAGGAACAAAAGCGGCAUCUGGGGCUGGCGGCAAGACAAGACCGAGCCGGUCAACGGUUACGAGUGCAAGGUGUUCAGCGCCAACAACGUGGAGCUCGUCUCCAAGACUCGCACCGAGCAUCUGGACAAGGCGCGGCGCUCCAGCCCCCGGGCUCCGCUGGCGGGGCUGCUGGCGCUCGCGGACUCCGACACCAGCGCGCCCUCUACUCCGCUCCUCACUCCUGAAACGGAAGAACCUCCGCGCAGUAGGUCCCGUGAAGAGUUGAAUGUCGUAUCCUGGGAGGAGUACUUCUCUGGGGAGGCGAUGGAGAGGGACAUCGGGAGGCCGAAGGAGAUAACCGAGAAAGUGCAGAAGUUCAAAGCCACUCUUUGGUUGUGCGAAGACUAUCCAUUGGAGCUGCAAGAGCAAAUAAUGCCGAUAUUGGAUUUGAUGGCCGCUAUAUCCUCGCCUCACUUCGCGAAGCUGAAGGACUUCAUACAGAUGCAGCUCCCGGCUGGGUUCCCAGUUAAAAUAGAGAUCCCGCUGUUCCACGUGCUGAACGCGCGCAUAACGUUCGGCAACAUCUUCGGCACGGAGAGCGGCGCGGCGCACGUGCAGUGCAUCGCGGAGGGGCGGCGCGCGGCGUGCGUGCUGGACGACGCGUGCUUCGAGCUGGGCCGCGGCUACCGGGACGCCGCCGCGCCCGAGCCGCGCGGGGAGAUGGACCACGACGAGCGCCUCAUGCACUACGCCAUACAGCAGAGCCUCAUGGACGCCGGCACGCACGACGACCAGGUGGACGUGUGGGAGGCGCUGCGGGGCGCGCGGCCCCCCUCGCCGCUGCACGAGACGCAACUACAGAGGGCGAUCGAGGCGUCUCUGGCGACGAUGACGAUGUCUCCGCCUACUCCUCCGCCCAUGGACUCCGACCCUGAGCUGCAGGAGGCACUGGCUCUGUCUGCGAAGGAACAAGCCACAAGAGCUCAGCAAUUGGAGGCAGAACAGCGGGCGCUCGAUGAAGUUCUACGUCUCUCGCUAAUAGACAAGUAACAAGACAACUGAAAAGAUCUCACCAUCCGUGCGUCCAAACCAAAUGAAGACUUAUUCCUACUAAGUUUUAUUGUUAUAUUACAUAAUAAUAUACGCUAAAUUAUUAGCAUAAUAGUAAAACUGUAAUAAUAUAAUAUGAUAUAAUCUAGUUUUUUAAGUAAUUUGACUUGUACGGUUGUAUGAAAAAUAGUUUCAUUAAGGGGGGGUGAUUGAUCAUUUGUUUUAAGUACUUAUAUCUUGACUAGACAUUGAAAAUUUAAAUUCAGUGUAAAAUACAAUUUUAAGGUAAUGUUUUUGCAAGAUACAUAUAUACAUAACUUUUUUUUUGAGUUUUGAUAGGUAGGCCCAGACGUGGGCGAAGAACGAAAUGAUUUUAUUGUAAAAAAAAGCGUGGGGUGCAUGGUAUCAGUACCUAGUUAUAAAUAUUUUAUGAAUAGA